This is a messenger RNA of Notothenia coriiceps (black rockcod), 606 nucleotides long. RefSeq names its product golgin subfamily A member 1-like. The transcript is spliced from 4 exons. The record is from RefSeq and is a predicted model, not a curated record. NCBI's taxonomy places the organism in Eukaryota, Metazoa, Chordata, Actinopteri, Perciformes, Nototheniidae. The annotation marks the transcript as partial.
CUGUGCAGUGUAAUAAAAAGUGUUUCCUUUGCUUGGUGUCAGGUUGGAGAGCUUACUGCAUCCCUGCAAAGCUCACUGCAGCAGGUGUCCACUGUCAAUAAGAAGCUAUCAUUGAAAGAAGAAGACAUCGAAACGCUUCAGAGUGAGGUGCAGUGCCGGCAGGCCUCCCUGGAGCAGCUGCAGGCGGAGGUGGAGCAGCAGCGAGUGCAGUUGGCGCAGGUGGAGCUGGACAAAGACUCCCAGCUCAGCAGCCUGAGGGAGGAGCUGCUCAGCCAGACUCAGCAGCUCGAUACCUGCCAAGCUCGGAUCUCGUUCUUGGAGGUGGAGGUGGAAACGUUGACCGAGCAGCUCCAUAGCCCUGAGGUGUGUGAGGAGGAUCAGAACGGCAGUGUGACGGUGGAUGACCUAGAUCACAUCCACAAGGUCAACAGAGACCUGGAGCAGCAGCUCACUGAGAAGAACAGGACCAUCAAGCAGCUGCAGCAGAGACUGGCAGAACUGAAGAGGACGCUGCAGAAGGAACUGGUGAGAUACACUGACGAUCUUCUUAGGUUCACUGUUUCCUUUUCACAAUAUGUCUGCAAACUGUGAACACGUCUUGAUAAG